GUUCCCCCUCAAGUACCAACUCUAUAAAGGAUACCCGGGUUCUAGGACGCUCCAUAGUCACUGUGAUCAUGCAUCCGCACGGUCUGCUGACGGGAUUCGUGUGCUUGGGCUUGUUCCUGUUCGUUUCGGCCGAAGAGGAGCAACAAGAGGUGCCCAUAAUAAAACAGAUCAAUCGUGUCAACGAAGACGGGACGUACACUUUCGGGUACGAGGCGGCUGAUGGCAGUUUUAAAAUAGAGACCCGCGAUGUCCUCGGUAACGUGAAGGGGAUGUUCGGCUUCAUCGACCAAACCGGCGAGCUGAAGAGGGUCUCGUACUCCGCGAGCAACGGUACUGGCUUCCAGGCGACAAAUUACGGCAGAGAAAGGGAGAGCUCAACAAGAAAACCCGUUUUAGUUUAUCGGGGAAACAAUCACGCCGGGCAGGUCCUCAGAAGAGGGGAGACGACGACGCCGACGUACGAUUACACGAGGACGACGGAAAGGCCCAUCAGAGUCUUGGUGACGAAAAGGCCUUUGGAGAAGUCUCCAAAUUUAAUAAGAAGGCAACUCGACAGAUCGAGAGACAACCAGGACAUCUACACUCCGGGAUCGAACGUCCCGAGGAAUUUCAGGUACCCGCAGAUAAUAGGGCCCGACCCGAGGGAAGUCUACAGGAACAUGCUAUUGGAACAGAGCAAUCUGAAACCGGACUAUCCCAGGGUCCGUUAUUAUACACCCGUUGAGGAAGACUACCCUGAAGUGCCCGCAGUCGUACCCAUGGUUGAUAGAGUUUUGAGCUCGAGGAGAUACAGACCUUCCGUCGUCGACGAACAGGUGUACCCGGUGCCGAGGAGACCGGCUCCUCCCGCGUACAGGCAGCAAUACGAUUACCCUCCCAUAGAUUACGAAGCUCUCAGGGAAGAAAUAAUGAACUAUCUCAUCCAGUACUUGCAGUACAGGACAAGGAGACCAGUGCAGGCACCGUAUUACCAACAGCCGAGAUACGACGAUUACUAUCAACCCCCUCCCGCGCCCUUACCCAGGAUUCCAUAUUACAGGCCGCCGGUCCAGCAGCCACCGCUCCCGUACCCGUACGUCAACACGAACGUCCAGUACUCUCAGCCGGAACAGGUGUCCCAGCAGCAGGAUCAAAUAGCUUUGCUGAAAGAAAGGAUGGAUUCUCACGAUCACAGGGACACGGCUGACACGAGGCCGCCUUCUCCGGGACUCAUCAAGAUGCUCUUGGCCAGACCUUCAACAGUACGGCCGUCCGUUCGCUCCGUUGAAAUCCUUGGCACUGCGGCUUCGACAAGAUCGACACCGACGACGAGAUCAGCACCGACGUCGACCCAAUCGACUGAGCCUAUGGUUGCCGCAAGUUAACGGGCUUCAUAUUUCUUAACUAAUUUAUUGUCAUUUGACUUUCCGUCCUAUUUAUGCCAUCGUAGAAUGUAUAAAUCGAGAGAACAUUUUAUAUUUUUUUAUACGUUUAAUAAAUGUUUAUAUUUUAAACUA
Cimex lectularius (bed bug) is the source of this 1496-nucleotide messenger RNA. Its product is annotated as adhesive plaque matrix protein-like. The record is from RefSeq and is a predicted model, not a curated record. NCBI's taxonomy places the organism in Eukaryota, Metazoa, Arthropoda, Insecta, Hemiptera, Cimicidae. Gene Ontology annotation, molecular function: structural constituent of chitin-based larval cuticle. Gene Ontology annotation, cellular component: chitin-based extracellular matrix. The transcript has 2 exons. Bases 69 to 1364 code for a protein of 431 amino acids.